Messenger RNA from Aspergillus terreus NIH2624, 1761 nucleotides. Its product is annotated as HET domain-containing protein. Lineage: Eukaryota; Fungi; Ascomycota; Eurotiomycetes; Eurotiales; Aspergillaceae. The transcript has 2 exons. The coding region runs from base 1 to 1761 and encodes 586 amino acids. The record is from RefSeq and is a predicted model, not a curated record.
AUGGAAAACCCCCAACCCCCCUACACCUACAAGCCCAUCACACCGGACUCAUUCCGCUGCCUAAAGCUCCUCUCGCUGCACCCACAGCUCACCUUCCGCCUGGUCGCAUUCCCCAUCCACUCCGCCCAGCGCUACACAGCCCUCUCCUACGCAUGGGGCACCGCCCCAGAAGAAGAAGACGCCAUCUGCAACGGCGCUUCGUACCGGCUCUCCCGCACACUGGGCCGCGCCCUGCGCGGCAUCCACACACACGCCACCACCGCCUGGCUCUGGGUCGACGCCAUCUGCAUCAACCAGGCCGACGACGCGGAAAAAGCGCACCAGGUCGCGGGCAUGGGCGCGCUGUACGCCUCCGCGGACCGGGUGGUGAUCUGGCUGGGGGACGCGGCGGACGACAGCGCCCUGGCGUGUGCGCUGCUGCCCGAGCUCACGGACCGGAUCUGGGCGUUGACGGAGGACAGCGGCGGGUGGAAACCGCGCGGCACGGGGGAUAUUGUUGCGCGGGGGCUGCCGCCGCCGGAGGAUCGGCUGUGGCGCGCGGCGUUCCUGCUGUACAGUCGGGAGUGGUUCCAGCGGCUGUGGAUUGUGCAGGAGAUUGUGCUGGCGCGGGAGUGUGUGUUUUCGGUUUUUGUGGGGAAUAUUGCUGGGUUGCAUGUUCGGGCUAUGGGGGAGAGGGCGUAUCGGUCUACGGUUGGGAUUAGGCUUGUUAGGAACGCGUGGCGGCUGCAGAGGGGGUUGGAGGAGGGUGGUAGUGAGGGUGAUGGACUCCAGGCCGUGAUGGAUGUUAUGCAGAGCCAGGGGGCGUAUCUGGAGGUGGACUAUGUCUAUGCGGUGCGCGGUAUGCUGUCUGAGGCGCUGCGGGGACAGGUCGUGGUGGAUUACUCGGAGGAGGUGAAGAGGAACUACGGGAUGGUGCAUGCGCGGUUCUUUAAGCAGUGUUUGGAGCGGCUUAGAGACUGGCCGUCGCUGCAUUUCCCACCGGCAACGCAUGCGGAUGUCCCCCCGUGGUGUCCGCCGUGGGGGAGCGGCUGGAAUAACCGCUAUCUGCCCAUGAUGGGCUGCAGGGCUGGGAGGCCGACGCCGUCGUCCAAAGGGUUGGAGCUUGCGAGCGAUGAAGGCGAGGUGGGGAUACUGCAUAUCGCUGGUGUGUCUGUGGACACGGUCCGAGAGAUCGUUCCGCUCGAUCUUCGCUAUGACGAGGAAACGCACGUCCUGCACACGGGUGCAAUCUUGAGAUGCAUCAAGGACUGUUUAGCCCGCGUUCCGGACGGCGCUGAUGCUCGCCAGGCUCUUCCGGGGGUUCUCAUCGGCCAGUGUGGCUGGCUUGAGACGUCGGCAUUCUCGAGCCCGCCGGACGGCGAUCUUCUGGACAGUCUUUUUGCAUUUCUGGAGCCUCUUGCGGCAAACGAAGAGCAUGAAUGGGAGGAGGGUUAUGCGCCGGUCAAUCUCGACACGGCCGAGUACAUUCUCGACGAGCAUCGAUUCUGGCGGGCGUAUCUCAAUCUCAUUAUGGUCCGCUGGCCCGACAGGAGCUUUGCGCUGACCACGAUGGGUCGUCUGGCGAUGGUGUCGUGUGAGACGAAGCCGGGGGAUACAGUAUGCGUCUUUCUUGGAGCGACGCUUCCGCAGAUUGUUUCUCGGAAGGAGGACGACGUGUACUGGAGGUACAUUGGACCGGGUGUUGUGGAUGGUAUUAUGAACGGGGAGACUUUUGAUAAAGACGAUUGGCUGAGCAAGAAGGAGGUGUUCUCUCUAACAUAG